AAUAAAAAUAAUGCAGAUAGCUUUGAAAUCAUGAGAUACUCGACGCUGCAAGAACAAGAAUACGGGGUACCUUUACCUCAAAGCCGGUUAUCCAGUGAAACGAAUGAAACUAUGAUGGCUGAUGCAGAUACCAUGGAAUCAAAGAACAAUAAUCCCAUCGAGGAAGGUUCUGUGGUAUCCAAUCUUCCUCUUUUGUUUGCCAAUGGACACCCAACAUCAUUGGAAACGAUUACAGUGACACAGUUGGAACGCUUCGUAACAUUCAUGGUUCAAUGCUCGCUAGAUCAUGAUACUACCGAAGUGAUGACUGAACCACGGUGGUGGCCGAAAGAAGUUAAAUUUUCAAACCCCUUGAUAAGACCUAAAAGGAUUAACGAUAAUUGGAUGGCUAAUUUGAAGAAAUUAGUGUUCAGGUGCUACACUUACCACAGAAGUGAAUACCUUUUACGCUUUUGUUCGUAUCUUGCACGAUAUCCGCAAGAAGAGUUAGAAUAUGUUAAUAAUUGGGAUUCUACGACAAGUUUGUACCACAAAACUACCGGCAAGUUAUUAGUCACAUUUCGUAAUGAAAAUAUGAAUUAUGAUAGAAGAUAUGAAAGUCCGCGGAAAAAAUUGUUGUCUUGUAACGGAGUGACUUCUUGUUACUCUAAUAAAUCGAAACAACAAGAACAUUCCAGUAUGAUAGUUCAGCCAUCAACAGGAGAUAUUUAUUUAUGUGACAAUUGUGAUGCUGAAUUUAUAGGCCUAGAGAAGAUGAAGGAACACGAACGUGUGUGUUGCGAGCAAAGACACGCCGAACGUAAUUCACGACCCGCAACACCAGACUUGACGUUUAUGGAGCCUGAAUUAAGGCAAAACCAGUUCUUGGAAUAUUUUAGACUGUAUUCGGUGAAAUCAGAAUUGAAACCAUUUGAAACUAACAACAGCGUUACAGUUAAUAAUAAUAAUAGUAAUAGUAAUAAUAAUAACAAUAAAAGUACCAGUACACAUACCUCCCGUCGUGUUCGCGGAUCUCUCAAUUUUACGAGGUGUUCAAGUAUUCCUUUUUCUUCUCCUGCUGGUGUAUUAUUAGCCAAAAAAUCAAAAGCAAUGACGGAAGAAACGCAACAAGAAAGGCUAGAGAGGCUAGAGAGACACCUUAUCGCUCCUGUUUUAAAUAAUUCGGCUAGACCAAAGUGGCUAGAGGCGGAAGUUCAUCACGAUAGAUGGAUCGUUACAUACAAGCCAAAUCGGGACAAGUCAGCAUGUCAUUACGUGCAUCAAUAUAAAUUUGUAAAUUCUGUGAAACGGAAACCAAUGUUGAGCAUACAAUCGCAAUUAUUGUACGUUGUUUGUCGACCUGUUUACGUUCUCCUGACACGGCUCACUCCAGAACAAAUAAAUGCCCACAAAGGAGACCCACCAAAAUAUCAGUGUCUUGUUCGGAAUGUUUCAGUCGAUAACAACGAAACGAUGAUAGAAAGUCAAGAGAAUGCGAGACCAAAUGUUUCAUCGAAACGGAAAGCUCCGAGUGAUGAACAUGACACAAACACGGUGGAGGAAAACGAGAAGAUAGUUACCAGUGAGGCUGACAAUGAAAACUUGACAGCUCUCGAAGAUGAUGAAAACGUUUCUGAAGAAAAUGAGGCGGUUGUAAUUACAUCGACUAAGGAGGGAACUAUGUGCGUUAAACAGGACGCGAUUACGGUAAUUGAUCUUUGCUCCUCGGAUGAAGAAGAAAAUCCAUGUACUAGUGUAUCUUCGGAUGAAAAUAGAAAUCCGUUGAAUUGUACGACCGAGGAUGUAACGAAAUCGUUAUUGCAAACGCUUUCUUCGGCUAACAAUAAGUUUCAUGUAAGACCACAUAUUAUUUGUCCAACAGAAAUGAAAAGCGAAUGUUUCCCAGAUACCAUUCUUCUAAACGAUGACAGUGAAAAUUGUACAAACAAGUACCACAGUACAAUGUUAAAUACACGUACAAGUUUAUCCCCAAUCCCUAGACCACCACCGUAA
Habropoda laboriosa is the source of this 1992-nucleotide messenger RNA. RefSeq lists its product as uncharacterized. NCBI's taxonomy places the organism in Eukaryota, Metazoa, Arthropoda, Insecta, Hymenoptera, Apidae. The record is from RefSeq and is a predicted model, not a curated record. The transcript has 6 exons. The coding region runs from base 31 to 1992 and encodes 653 amino acids.